AGUAGGAGGGAUGAAGCCAAAUGUCUGUUCCCUGCAGAGUAGUGAUUGUUGUCCUUCUCCUCAACCAAGAGUGUUAUUGUUAUGAGCUAUUUUUACAUGUAAAAUUAUGACAAAGGCCUUAUGUUUGUUGUCACAUAAUGGGCACACAACAGAAGAACAAUGUGACCUUACUGUACAUCACCUUGUUUACUUGCUUACAUCUCUGCAGUUAAGAGCAACUCUUCAAUUCUACAAACUUCAAACAAGUUAAUAGAGGGAGAAGACCAACUUUUCAGAACUGCGGGUAUCAAUCAAAAUCUGUUGGAUGUCGUCAUACAUGCAUCACACACACACACACACACACACACACACACACACACACACACACACACACACACACACACACAAAGACACGUGUUUGUGUUUAAUGUAUUUUUAAUAGCUACUGUUGUGCUCAUGUGUGACAUUAGUAGCCUAAUUGUGAACAAGACAACUUAUGUAAUUGCAGGAACAUCAUAUUUAGACCAUUAAAAUAAAAACAAAUGCCCUGCAGCUGAAAUUGCUUUGAGACAGUUCACAUCCUGUUGUACAUCCUGCAAGUCUUGUUUCAUUAGUGUACACAUGAGUAACAGAGCCCUUGAUUCAGUGUUUCAGUAAAAUGAUGAUAUAUGAAUAAUACAUUUUGAAAGGUGAAUUAAAAGAUGUUUUUUUUGUUUUUUGUUUUUUUAAGAAGACCCCUCAAAAUCAGAUUCAAACAUGCACUAUAAUUUAAGAUUGUGUCUGACUAAACUUUACAACUAUAAUUGGAGAAAGUGCACAGACACGCACAGGUGCUGGACCAAUGAAACAAUGUAACAAAGAAAGAUGAUCUAGACUUGAGUUUAGUUUGCUUGAAGAAGAGCAUGUAGCCCGAAACGUCACUGGUGGAUGUCUAAAUAAACUGCAUCUUAGGGAGUUACAGUGCACGGACCUUCAUCCUUCUUUGUGAGAGUGAAACCUGUAAAAGUUGAUCCUCGUGGCUUGAAUUUUACGCGUGUUACCCCGAAUAAAAGGGGAAACUAUAUCAUCCAUUUCGAUGACCUCCUUGGGACCCAGAACCCUAUUUUGGAAACCGUUGUGGACACAACGGGGCAUUACUAGCAGCCGGGGCGGAACACGUGUUUGUCUUCACGCUGACAGGCUGCUGCUCUUCAGUUAAACGAUGUUGAUGGAGACGCAGAGAUUGUCUGAGCUCUCACUGAGCCCUUGUUGCUUAGUCACUGCAGUGUGAUGGGGGAAAGUGAGUGAGCAGAGCUGCAGUGCCAGGAGAGACUGGUUGGUGUUCAUGGAGUGGAUCCCGGCUGUGGUGUGGACCUGCCUGCUCAGGGCCGCACUUGCCCUGGUCCUGCAUCCGGCCCUCUCCAUUACAACCUCCCAAGCCAAUCCUCGACCCCCGCAGCUGAUUGGCUGUGUGUUCCUGAAUCGAGCCAAUGUCACCUGCCGCUGGGAGGCUGGAGACACCGCAGUGACGCACUACACUCUGCAAGUUCAGAGGAGGCCUGGCCCUCCAAGACCAUUCACCUGCACCACGUCUGGCACCAACUGCACGGCGCGGAUCAACAGUUCAUCCGUGAGAUUUAUCUUUUGCAUCACCAUCACAGCACAUGGCCUCAGCCAGGACAUAAUAUCAGAACCUCGAUGUCAGUCUGGUAGGAUUGAAGUGAUGUUGCCGCCAGUGAAUUUGGACAGCGUAAAGCCAGUCAGAGGGAGACCUCGGUGUUUGAAUUUAACCUGGAGACGUGAUUGGUCUGUCUUUCCUGUGUCAGACUCUGAAAUCAAAGCCGGAGACCUGAAUUCCCAAAUUGAGUUCACAGCGCAGGGGCAGCUUGAGGUUCAGGUCAGUAAUGUGACAGUGAAAGACUACAUCUUCACAGUUUGUCUCUUCAGACCUGACACCUCAUACAUCGUCAGGCUUCGCCACCGUUACCGAGGUCCGGCGAGCUCCUGGAGCCCGUGGAGCAACGCACGCCAGGGAAGGACAGGAGAGGGCGCUCCAUCUGAAGCACCGGCAUUCUGGAGGCAAGUGAAAGAAACUGACAAGACCGGAUGGAGACUAACCUCACUGUUUUGGAAGCCCUUGCCUCACUCUCUGGCCAAUGGUGAAGUUCUCUUUUACAACGUGACUUGUCAGACAGAAAGUGCUCAGGUCCUGAACGAUCACAGGAGCUGCAGAGAUUUGCACAAUUCGUGCACUUCCUGUAGCUUGCUCCUCCCUGCUGUACGAUCUUCCUGUGCUCUCACCGCCUCAACCUCUGCAGGAACCUCUGCAGAAGCCCGAAUAUGGCUCCUUGGAGUUUCUGAGACAGAGCCACCGCCCCCAAGCCAAAUCAUUGUAAACCCACUGGAUGACAAUAACUUGGAUGUGCGUUGGACGGCUCCAGUUGAUCAAUCUGUGAGCAGCUAUGUAGUGGAGUGGUUUGCUGUUCGAGAUAAAAACAGCAGCAUCCUACACUGGGAAAGCCUUGAUAGUUCCAGCAGAGUACUCGUCAUCACAGAGGGAGUAAAGCCGAUGGAGCGUUACUCUGUUUCUGUCAAAGCACUGUAUGGUAAACGAGGUGUGGGACAGAACGGGACACAUCUCAUUUACACACGACAAGGAGCACCCUCAGCUGGCCCCACAGUGCAGGUGCAGCGGAUCUUCGGCAGCACGGUAGAGCUCAGAUGGAGUCCCGUACCUGUGGAGCUGCGUCACGGUUUCAUCCGCAAUUACACACUCUGCUACACAACUGCAAACCAACCAACCAGGAGGCAGUUUGUGCCUGGUCACGUUCACAGUUACACUCUGAAGAAUCUGUCACCCGGUAACUACAAAAUCUACAUACAGGCCAACACCGUCGCCGGCACUGGACCAGCUGGGCGGAUCGCUAGUGUGCACAUAGGUUCUGAGGAAAUUUCGGUAGUGAUGGGUGGUGUCCUUCCUGUCUUGAUGACUUCACUGGUACUGGUACUAAUGGCCUGCCUGGCACAGAAUAAGAGGAUGAAACAGAAGUUGUGUCGAGAUUUUCCUGAUCCUUCCAAUAGCAGUCUGGCCCACUGGACCCCAAAAACCACUCUGGAGAAUAUGAAGCAGCCUGCUGUACCAGAGACACCUGAAAUCAAAUACUCUGAAGUUAUUUUGCUCGAUAAAAGUGAUCUGCAGGACCCGGAUCAGGACUUCAGCUAUCAGGGCAUCUGUAAUAUCCAAGCAUAUACCUCUCAUUCGGACUCUCCACUCCCAGUUUCGGUGGCUGAAACGCCUCAAAAUACCCAAAAAUUUGAGAAGAUUUACACCGGGAGCUCAACCACCUCCUGCCCUUCUAUUUACUCCGGUGUCGUCUUCUCUCAAACUCCUCCUGCACCCAUCCUGUGCCCAUCAUAUCUCCAAUCCAAUUACUGGCAGCAGAGCACUGUCAGUGUUAAUGACAGUAAGCUCCAGCUAGAGGAAGACAGUGAGCUGCCUGUGUCUAUACAGGCCAUAGGAUCUGAUUCACCUCCCUCUCAAACAGAUGAAGUAAAAACCUUUUUUCUGAGACAGCAUCAAAGCCCUGUCUCCUUCUCGGACUUCAACAACAUCUUCCAUUCAUCUGUCUUGCUUUCUCAUCCAGUUGAAGUCACUUCACCCCAAUGCCCUUUUUCUAGAAGCCACUUUGACUCGGUCCCGUUGCUCCAGCCUGACAUCCUCACUCUCCCCGACUGCCGUUCGGACACCCCUGCUACCUCCUUCUCACCUUUCCCUCAGUCUGUUUUUGUGGAUUUCUCCUACUGUCCUGUGGAGUGUGAUCCAUACAUCUCCUCAAAUGUUUAGUUUCAUGCCAGUGUUACACUGUACAUAUUGGAUUUCUUUUUUAUAGUAUCUGUAAAAAAUGUUUCAUUAUAGAUACUGUAAUUUUACUUUUUAUUAAAACUUUCAUUAUUUUUUUUAGAACUCUGUGGAUCAAUGGAUCGUUUAUCAGAAGCAGAUCUUGUGCUUCUAGUCUGGAGAUUUUGGCUUUUUUUGAUGUUCAAUAUCAUAAAAAAUGUAAAGGAAUAGUUGGACAUUUUGGGAAACAUACUUAUUUGCCUUCUUGCCCAGAAUUAGUUUACAAGAUAAACAAGAUACUGUACCACUAUUGUAUCUGCUUGUUCAAUAUGAGGCUACAGCCAGCAGCCAGUUAGCUUAGCUUAGCACAAAGACUGGAAACAGGGGAAAACAGCUAGCCUGGUUCUGUUCAAAGGUAACAAAAUCCACUCUACCAGCUUCUUGGAGGCUCAUUAAUUAACACUAAUUAACUUGUUGUUUUAAUCUGCAUAAAAACAGAAGUGUGAUACACCAAUUUUUUGUUUUUUCACAGCUAGGCUUGCUCUAUUUCAAACAAAGCCGGGCUGACUGUUUCCCACUGUUUCCAGUCUUUGUGCUAAGCUAAGCUAAGCUAAUGGCUGUAACUUCAUAUUUACCCUACAGACAUGACUUCUCAUCUAACUUUCUAGCAAGAAAGGGAAUACUUUUCCUAAAAUGUGAAACUAUUCCUUUAAUUACAAUUCCUUUAAUGUGACUGUAAAGAGAGACUUUAAAUUUUCUGUUGAGACUUUUCUUCAUGAUUUAUUUCUCAGUGAAAUCAUAAUGUGCUAUUCCUGACCCUGAAUUAGUCCUAAGCCAUUUCACAGGUGUUUUUAUCUCUUUAGCAAAUAAGCACGCUCCGUUUAAGAGAUACAGAGUAAAAAAUAGAACUAAUCCUUGAUUCACACCUGAAAUCUCGAGGAAGGGUAUGGAUUGGCAGAUAUCAAUACUAGGUCCUAUACUCAUCACAUUGUACAUAAAUGAAGGUUGUCAAUGUUUCUUUUUUAGAAAUAAGCAGUGCCUCACAGGCAACGUUUUGCAUAUGUAAUUUACAUGCAUGCUGCUGCCCUCAUCCUCAAACCCCUUGAUGUUGUGUAUCACAGUUCUCUGAGAUUUAUUACAGGUGACACUUUAGGACCCAUCAUUGUAUCCUCUAUGAGAAGGUCGGGUGGACAUCACUUAUCACACAAAGGGAACAGCACUGUCUUUUUUUAACUCACAAAGCCAUCCUCAAUAUGCUAUAGUUUUAUUUAUCAUCACUUUUAAGACGUAGAAAUAUGAGAUACCGUACUUGUUCACAAGAAUGCAUUACAGAAUGUUUUAUUGAUGAAUGCUCUUGUCUUUUUCUUUGUGUUUUUUUGUAUUUUUUAAGUUAGUUAGUUGGUCUUCCCCUCACAUACCUCAUUUAUAGCUGACAAAUGAUGCCAACUGGAAAUUAACUGUAUAUGAGUCACCUUUGCAGCAGUGUCUGUAACUGUAUUUACUUCAGAGCUGAAAUUCUUUUCAAUUUACAUUAUUUGUAUGUCUAAGCUUUAAAAUAUGCA
Molecule: messenger RNA, 5358 nt
Organism: Thunnus maccoyii (southern bluefin tuna)
Lineage: Eukaryota; Metazoa; Chordata; Actinopteri; Scombriformes; Scombridae
Product: interleukin-31 receptor subunit alpha
Exons: 15
Coding region: 1304-3802 (832 amino acids)
Biological process (GO): cytokine-mediated signaling pathway
Cellular component (GO): signaling receptor complex; external side of plasma membrane
Molecular function (GO): cytokine binding; cytokine receptor activity
Source: RefSeq, a predicted model, not a curated record